CUUCAGAGCCUUGAGGGCGCUGGUGAUAAAGAACUGAAAACUGUACAAGGAGUAGUGACAAGAUUUUGCUAUGAUUAUGGGAUGAUAGAUGACAUGAUAUUCUUCACAAAGGAUUCUGUUACAAAAAGUAUGGCACUGACUGUUGGACAGGAAGUUACUGCUACUGUUGAAGAGGAUAAAACAUCGGGUGGUUUGAAGGCCAUCAGGGUAGAUGUGGUCCAGGAUACAUGGGGAGACUCCAAUGCUACAUGUGAUGCUUCUGAACUAAACAUGAAAGUAUUAAUUGGCAUUAUUACCUCCGUCUCUAAGAAUUGUGGCUAUAUUAACGAGAAUACUUUUUUUGCAAUGAAAGACGUCUGUGAAGGUUUUAAGCCUUGUAAAGGUGACUGGGUGCAAGCAAAAUAUUUUAUUAACCGGACAACAUGGAACAGUGAAGCAGUUGCUGUAAAGCCUUUGAGAUAUAAGCAAGUAGAUAAGGUUCGCAUUUCCAGCAUCUGUGGAAGAAGUGGUACAGUAGAUGAGAGUAUAUUUUUCACUUUGGAUUCAUUGAGACUUCCUGAUGGCUAUUCACCUCGUAGACAUGAUCUAGUGAAUGCGAUUGUGGUGGAGAGCAGUCAGUCGUGUUAUAUUUGGAGAGCUCUGUGCUUGGUGCCAGUCACCCAGGAUGGACAAUCUCACUCUGAUGGAGUCAAUCUGGAUGAAUCUUAUGAAGACUUAAUGAGAGACAAAGGAGGGCUGAAAGUAUCAAGGAUGACUAAUUUUGGAACUCUGAAACAGGGGGAAUCUGAAAGAAUGAUCAUUUUGAUAGAGAAUAAAGGGUGUGUUCCACAGUCCUUAAUCAGCUGCAGAUUAGCUGGAUGGGUGAAAGACAAGCAAUUCAGUUUUCAGAUUCCUCAAAAAAGUGAGAAUACUCCAGAAGCAUAUAUGUCAUCUUCUCCAAUAAAUCAAGAAAACCUCUCAAAAGCUGCAGUUAAUUCAUAUAGUGACAGUGGAGGAACAACACAUGAGUCAUUGAUUAAUACAUCCAUUAUGAAGAAUGGAGGCAUUACAGAAGGAAUUGCUUCUCAGGAUACAAAUUUAUCAAAGACAAAAGAAAACUUUUUCUUGGUAAAAGAUGAAAAUCUACAUAAUGGAGAAAAUGAGCAAAGAGGAGGUGUGGAACAACUGAUAAUGAACAUCCACACUACUGGAGAAAUUGUCAUACCACCAGGUGGAAGAACUUUCAUAGUGAUCAUAUGCACAGCUGUAAAUCCUGGAUACAGUAAAGAACUCCUGUUGCUUGGUUUUUCUGAUUUUACUAUUGGACGCUAUAUUGAAGCCACUGUAACAAGUGAAGAAGAAUUACUAAUAGCACCUGUGGAACCAUAUUCUCCAAGAAAGCCUAAAAUUCCAGAACCUCAGCCAAGGAAGACAAUAGUGAUUGCACCUAAAUACAGAAGAAAUCACAGAAAGCAUUUGCCAAGCUUUCUCCCGCAUUAUACCAUACCAGAUGAGUUAAGAAAAUGUGUGGAGCAGAAGGUAGAUGUACUGACCUUUCAGCCUCUCCUAGCAGAGCAUCUAAAUCUAGAUACUUACAAAGCAAAAUUUUCUGCUCUCUUGUGGCUUGAAGAGAUCUAUGCAGAAAUGGAGAUAAAAGAUUUCAGCAUGACUGGGGUUACUUUGAAAAGGAGUGGGAACUUCUUAGUAUUGGAAGUGCCAGGAGUGGAAGAGGGCAAACCUCACCUGGUUACAGGUGAUAAAGUCAUACUGAAAAGUCAGAUCUACUCUGAGCAUAUAAUAGAGUACGUUGCCUACAUUACUGAGAUACAUAAUGAGGAUGUUACUCUUAAAUGUAAUGCAGACUUUGAACAGGCUUACAACCAGGAACCCAUGGAUGUGGAAUUUGUUCAUUGCAGGGUUACUAACAGGCGAUGCCACUUGGCAGUUGAGCAAGCUCUCUACCUAGGUGAAAAAGUGUUGUUUCCGGAGAGGCUGAUCUUACAAUCACCACAAGCUGUCAAGACCCAGAAUACUACUGAGUAUUGUGGUGUUGAUGAUGGCCUUGAACAACAUUCCCAGCAGGAAAGUAAGGUCAAAAAACUGCAGAACAAACAGGCAAAACGUGGUGAAGCUGUGACACUUAAACAGAGAGCUGGUGAAUUUUUCAAUCCUAUGCUGAAUGAGCAACAGAAACUGGCAGUGAAAAGGAUAUUGAGUGGCGAAUGUCGUCCAACACCGUAUAUUCUCUUUGGACCACCAGGAACUGGAAAAACAUUAACAGUAAUUGAAGCUAUUUUACAGAUACAUUAUACUCUACCAGGUAGUCGAAUUUUGGUUUGUGCGCCAUCAAAUGCUGCAACAGAUCUGAUUUGCUUACGGCUGCAUCAAAGCAAUCUGUUAAGACCGGGAGCUAUGGUCCGAGUUAAUGCUAGCUUCAGGUCAGAAGAGCAAAUUGAUGACAUGGUGAAACCUUACUGCAGCGAUGGUGAUGAUGUUCGGAAAGCAUCAUGGUUCAGGAUAGUAAUUGCCACAUGCAGCAGUGCAGGAUUGUUUUAUCAAACAGGAAUACGGUAG
This is a messenger RNA of Mesitornis unicolor (brown roatelo), 2553 nucleotides long. Its product is annotated as putative helicase Mov10l1. Bases 82 to 2553 code for a protein of 823 amino acids. Lineage: Eukaryota; Metazoa; Chordata; Aves; Mesitornithiformes; Mesitornithidae. Gene Ontology annotation, molecular function: helicase activity. The transcript is spliced from 19 exons. The record is from RefSeq and is a predicted model, not a curated record.